Scomber japonicus (chub mackerel) is the source of this 5202-nucleotide messenger RNA. It is a transcript of the gene cep170bb, whose product is annotated as centrosomal protein 170Bb. Gene Ontology annotation, molecular function: protein binding. The record is from RefSeq and is a predicted model, not a curated record. Lineage: Eukaryota; Metazoa; Chordata; Actinopteri; Scombriformes; Scombridae. The transcript has 19 exons. Bases 1 to 5202 code for a protein of 1733 amino acids.
AUGAGUGUGACAUCAUGGUUCCUGGUGAGCAGCUCAGGGACGCGGCAUCGCCUCCCCAAAGAGAUGAUCUUUGUGGGCCGGGAGGACUGUGAGCUGAUGCUGCAGUCUCGCAGUGUGGACAAACAGCACGCUGUCAUCAACUACAACCAAACGACUGAUGAACACCUCGUCAAAGACCUGGGCAGCCUGAACGGGACGUUUGUGAACGACCUGAGAAUCCCCGAUCAGACGUACAUCACCCUGAAAGUGUCUGACAUCAUCCGCUUCGGAUACGAUUCUCAUGUCUACGUUCUGGAGAAAAGUCAACACAAAGUCCCAGAGGAGGCGCUGAAGCAUGAGAAAUACAGCAGUCAGCUGCAGAUGAGUCUGAAAGCUUCAGAGGGAAAAAGAGCCGAGCUGGAGGAGCGAAGCCGAGCCGACAAAAGCCCCAGCGCCAAGACACAGGAGACUCCGGUGAGUCGGCCCACGCCUCUCUACGGUCAGCCGUCCUGGUGGGGAGAGGAGGAUUAUGGGAAUAAAGUCCAGACCAGCGAUGAGCAUCAUGCAGAGGUGCAGAGAGACGCCUCGUCUGUGGAUCCGGAUCUUAGCGGAUCUCUGUCAGACUCGCAGCCAAAGACCUUCCCUUCGUACCACCGUGAGCCCAGCUACUUCGAGAUCCCCACCAAGGACUUCCAGCACCCCAAAACGUUAGGGGCGGAGCUCCAGGAGAUCCCCACCAAGGACACGGACACGGCCCCCGCCCCUCCCUCCCCCCCCACCCCGACCCCGCCCGUCGUCCAGAGCCACGCCUCCUUCACCAUCGAGUUUGACGACUGCAUGCCCGGCAAGAUCAAGAUCAAAGAUCACGUGACCAAGUUCUCCACCCGCCAGAGGAAGCAGCAUGCUCCGCCCACCAAGGGCACCACGGCCACGCCCACCGAGAUGAUGUCAGCAGAGAGCAAGGUGGCUGAUUGGCUGGUCCACAGUGAUGUCAGCAUGAUGAGGAGGCGUCCGAUGUGUGAAGAUGUUUACAGCACCAAGAGUGACCUCGCUAUGAACAUCAAGACACUCAAAGGGCACCACCAUGAGGACGGGACCCAGAGUGACUCAGAGGACCCUGUGCUUAAAGGAAGGAGGAGUAAAUCCCACCACUCUGUCCACUCUCAACAGUCCAUCCAAUCAGAGCAGUCAGAGUCGUCGCAGCAAACUGUCCAAUCAGUGCAGUCCAUCCAUUGCCAGCCGGCCGCUCCAAUGCCAGUGCAGUACUCUCCACCCAGACCGGCCCCAGCCUCACCUGUGGCCCCAGAGCGGCCCCUGUCCCAGAGCCCUCCUCAGGCUCAGUCCCCUACCACAGAAACGCCCAAGCAGGGGCCACCUGAGCACCUCACCCAGCAGGCCUUCAUCAUCGAGUUCUUUGAUGAUAACCCCCGCAAGAAGCGCUCGCAGUCCUUCACGCACAACCCCGCCCACGCUGACUCCUACUCCGCCCUCAAAGCUAAGCUGGAGCGAAGGAAAGGUGGCGAGAGGCCAGCAUCGGUGCACGGGAACAUCCCUCCCACCCAGCAGGUGACGGUUCCUCUGAAGGGUCAGGGCCACGGUGGCCCCCAAAGGUCGAGCUCUCUUAAGAGGGAAAAGACGGAAGGGGAGGCAGCCUCAUCUGGCUCCUCCUCUCGCUCCUCUUCAGGCAUCGUCAUAAGACCCUUUGGCAGCGUCGGAAAGAAGUCGAAGCUUGCCCAGGAGUUUGCUGUUGAAUUUCUGAAGGAUUCUGGUCAAAAAGACAACUCCCCAACGAGGGACAGGACAUCCCCUCCACCAAUGUCUGCGCCACCAGUGAUGGUGUCACCUCCAAAUGUAGGAAUUCCCUCCCCACAAGAACCUCCAGCUCCUUCUGCAGUUUCCUACCCAUCCUCUCCCUUACAAUCCCAUCCAAAAACCCAUCCAAUGUCAAAGUCCACGAUCCCCACCAGCAGUCCUGGCCACACUGCCUCUCCGGUCCACUCCACAGGACCCAACCUAAUGUCCCCCAUACUGACCCUGGGUGUCCGUGGAGGAGACCCCAAAGGUUCUCCGAGGAUGGUGAGGAAUGAGGAGGAUGACAGCCUGAGUGAUGCCGGGACCUACACCAUCGAGACAGAGUCACAGGACAAAGAGGUGGAGGAAGCUCGCAACAUGAUCGAUCAGGUGUUUGGUGUCCUCGACUCUCCAGAGUACAGUGGUGUGAACACAGGAGUGUAUAGGCCUGUAAUAAAUGAUGGCAAAGAUGAGCAAGCUAACCUGCCUAGCACUGUGGACCCGUUGCAUGGCUUUAUCCCAGCUGCUCUCUGCGGCUCCCCAACAGGCCCCAUACAGGUAAAAACCAAUGCAAGACUGAAUCAGAACCUGGAAAACCUGUGUCUGGAAGGACCUAAAUGGGUUUCCCGUUGGGCCAGUCUGGCAGACAGCUAUGCUGAACCGGGUUCCACUCCACCGCAGGGGGAAUGUCUCGAAGAUUUGCGCUUCAUGAGCCGGUCGAUGGGAAGUUACAACUACGACAACUCUGAGUCUGAGUCAAGCCACAGCUCCAGGACCAGGAGGCUGCUGCCCCAGGUGCCCCCAGAAAAGCUGGAUAGCACCACCCCAAGUAUCCUGAUUCGCCAUGAAGCUUUCCAAGGUCAGGAGCCACUGAGCAAAGCCUCUGGUACUCCCCGCCCACAGGACUCCACGCAGCGCCUGUCCGUCCAGGAUGACGUAGACCCAGACAGUCUGAGUGACGCCAGCCGCUCAGAUGAUGGACCCAUUCUGGAGAAAUCAAAGAAGAAUCAGGCCAGGACUGGAGCUCCUUCUCUAGGGAGCGCAGGUCCUCAGCUCAAGGGUCAAGAGAAAGUGUCUCCAUCCACCAAAUCAACCUCCUUCUACAUUGGUUCUGAAGACAGUCCAGCCAAACCUGAUCAGGCCAGGAGUCCAGUGCAGUCUGAGAGGACACGAGAACCCCCAGCAAAAACUCCCCCUACAACCGUGCUGAUCCGACACCUUAGCGGGCAUGAACCCAAGAGGACAGGCGUCAAACCCAACAGCUCCGCUCCAAACCUACAAACACAGGACAAGGAUUCUGUCCCCACUAAAGACGGCUGCAUGUCGUCCUUCGUCCGGCAGGAGAGCUUCACCAAAGACCGACCCAGUGACACCGUCCAGAUGAAGAAGCUUCCCCACAUCUCCAGCCAGCCAUCCAUCAGAGACAUGGAGCAGAGGAGGGAGAACAUCCAGGACACGCAGUCCUUCCUCCAGGAAACCGAGGGAACUCUGUCCUCUUUGGACACCAAGUUUCCAUCUUCUGGCUCUGGUCGUAGCUCAAAGAAAGGAGGCUCCUCCAGCCACAUGGACGACUCACUUUCUGGUGAGUCCGAUGUGGACACAGCGAGCACCGUGAGCCAGGUGAGUAGUAAAAAUGCUCCAGUCAGUUCUGUUCCUAAAAAGCGUCCAGCCAUCAGCAGCCUUCAAAAGGAGAAGUCCUCCUCCAGCCCGUCAAUCCAAGAAAAGGGACGGCAGCUCACUGCCCGUGAACGCCUUUCUGAGAAACGCCGAAACCAGGCGCCUGCCGAUGCAUUGAGCAAAGCAGAGGCAGCAAAACGCUUUCAGAUGCGCCGCAGUGCAGGAAACCGUGGCUCUCUGGAUCUGUCUGAAGGCCAACAGAGUUCAGCUCAACACUGGACUGAAACAACAUCAUCUGACCAUGAAAUUUCCCGUCCGUCCAGCCGUAGCAAGAAAGUCAUCGCCCCUCUUCAAAAAGAAGACAAUGGAAAGACGUCUAAGACAGCAUCUCAGCAGGUUCUGACACGCUCCAACAGCCUGUCAGCGCCACGGCCGACCCGGGCAUCAAUGCUUCGACGAGCACGUCUGGGGGAAGCCUCCGAUAACGAAGGUACAGAGACUGACCGGGCCUCCCAAAAUUCAGACCAUAUCACUGCACCUCCCAAAACGUCUGCUGAAGUGAAGAAGCUCUCCAGGCUGGACAUCUUGGCAAUGCCAAGAAAGAGGACCGGCUCUUUCACGACUCCCAGCGACAACGAGACGUCCUCCACGAGCCGGACCGGGUUCUCCAAUCGGAACUCAGAGUCUGCUGUGACCACCAGGAAGACGUCGGUGGGUGACGCCCGCCAGGCAGCUAGCAGAGGGGGCGCAGCUCCAGGGAAGCAACCGCUGACCCGUACCCGGUCCAGUGGAGCCAAGUACACCAGCACUGGUUCCCGUCACAGGCAGAAGGGCUCAGACUUCUCCUCUUCCUCUGAGGAAGACUAUAAGACAAGCACCAGUAAUCAGAAAGCCAAACGCUCCUCCCAUCCCUCCGCCCAGACGCCUCGCCACCGGACAGCCGCCACCCGCUCCAAAUCGGUCUCCCUGGAGACGGAGGAAGAUGAAGACCAGAACGAGGUUGACCCCUACCAGAACUGGUCCACGCACAGCGCUGAGAUCGCCAAGCUCAGUCAGGACUUGGCCAAAGAUCUGGCCAUCCUGGCCAAGGAAAUCCACGAUGUGGCCGGUGACGGAGACUCACCGAGCUCCGGCAUGGGCACCACCACCUCACCCAGCUCACUGCCCAACACGCCAGCCUCCACCAUCUCUGCCAGGGAGGAGAGGCCAUAUCCAUACUUACGUGGAGUUCAACCAUCUCAGCUGGUCCAUCAUAUCCCUGAGGCCAGUUUAAACUACCAGAAGGUUCCGCCAGGUUCUGCUGCCGUCUCGGACCUGGACGCAAACAUGAAUGAGCCGGAGCCCGGUUCUAAGCAACGCCGUCCAUGGAACCGUGAAGAGGUGAUCCUUGACAACCUGAUGCUGAACCCAGUGUCGCAGCUGUCACAGGCCAUCCGCGAGAACACGGAGCAGCUGGCCGACAAGAUGAAGGUUCUGUUCCAGAACAAGGCGGAGGUCUGGGAGGAGAUCGAGGCCAAGAUCAACGCUGAGAAUGAAGUCCCCAUCCUGAAAACCUCCAACAAGGAAAUUACCUCGAUUUUAAAGGAGCUGAGAAGAGUCCAGAGGCAGCUGGAAGUGAUAAACACCAUCGUGGAGCCCGGCGGGAGUCUCCAGAUUGCAGCUGUCGGCACGUCGGCCCCCAGUCAGACUCCUCAGGUGUCCUCAAAGGAGAAGAAACCUGCUUCCAGAUCCCGUGGUGUCCCCCCAACCUCCAACGCCAAUGAAAGCACCAAGAGACCACCUCGUGGACCCGACGGGGCCCACUACAUGGCCUGA